AUGGGGAGUACUCACUCUACUGUGGCGAAUCCGGCAAGACACUUUGUCACCCUUGCAGCAUUCCUGAGCAUCAUAUGCGUCCUCACCUGUAUCUUUUCCCAUCUGAGGAUUCGAGCGGAGGACAACCUUCAGGCUUCCACCAGUGGUGACCACAACUACUGGACUCUCUACGAAGGUGACAUCACAGUAUGGAACGCAUUGAUUUCAAAUGCCUACCCACACGGCAGGAGUCUCGACCUUAUACACCAGGGAAAGCUGGCGGUCUUCAUGGACGUGCUAACUGGCAACCAGAGCAUUGCGUUCUCAGGCAAUAAGAAUCUUAUGCAGACAAACGUAGCGUCUUUGGUACUGAUCCGCACAGUUCCGGUGAUUGAAACGCAGGGAGAAUGGAAGUGGAAGGAGGUUGCCGAGGAAUCCAACUACGCGGAGAUUCUCAGCUCGAUCCAGAAGGUUGGCUACGAGGCUAUCGAAGUCCUCUUCCACCUCUGUGUUCAGUCAUAUAAUAUCCGCGUAGACAAAGGCAAACAAACCACCACCGUAGCGAACUCUAUAUCGACACCGACUGAAUCUAGCUCCGGAAUCUUCAUGGACUUCACAUGCGCCGACGUCCAGGAGAUCAACUAA
Messenger RNA from Podospora bellae-mahoneyi, 624 nucleotides. RefSeq lists its product as uncharacterized. The record is from RefSeq and is a predicted model, not a curated record. The transcript has 2 exons. NCBI's taxonomy places the organism in Eukaryota, Fungi, Ascomycota, Sordariomycetes, Sordariales, Podosporaceae. The coding region runs from base 1 to 624 and encodes 207 amino acids.